GAAAAACCCAAAGAAAUUUUCUCACUAUAAAGCCCGUUGCUAAACCCGCCUCCAGCAUUGUAUCUUAAGAAAUGGCUUCCGUUUGCCGAUCACUUCUCACGGCGGCGGCUUCCAGGUCCAUGGCCGGCCGCACCAGAACAUUGGCUCAUAAAACCCUAAAUCCAUUGCUUGUUUCUUCUUCCUCCAGAGGCUUUUCUUCCGUUUCCAGGAUUGUUUCUUCUUUGGCUACUGUGGAGUCUCUGAUGCCACUCCAUAGCGCCGUUGCGUCAGCUCGGUUGAAGUCCAAAAUUGCCGUCGACUCGCAUUGCUGGUGCUGGCUUUCUGAAGGAUUUGUGACACCUUUGUGACACAACAGUUGGUGAAGACGAAUUGUAAUUGAUAAUACAGCUAAAUGACUGGUAGCUGAAACAACCCUCCGUAGGACUUGUGAGGUUUUUCCAUCUUUCCUACUUAUCUUUGUAAGAUACCUUUAUCACAAGGAAGAAUCAUUUAGACAACUGUUUUUUAGUUUUGAUCAUUGUAUAAUGCAAUGCGGCCACAUUUUCUGGAUAUGCAGAGAGCUAUUGUUUUAAGCCUCAGAAUACAAACCUUGAGAGGUUAGAUUUUUGUUAGGCAUCUCUCUGUUGCUCGUGACUUUGUUCAAUAACGUGCAAUUGAUUUUCAAUAUUCUCUAAA
Messenger RNA from Benincasa hispida (wax gourd), 675 nucleotides. RefSeq names its product envelope glycoprotein. NCBI's taxonomy places the organism in Eukaryota, Viridiplantae, Streptophyta, Magnoliopsida, Cucurbitales, Cucurbitaceae. The record is from RefSeq and is a predicted model, not a curated record.